Messenger RNA from Umbelopsis ramanniana AG, 1490 nucleotides. RefSeq lists its product as uncharacterized. The transcript is spliced from 3 exons. Bases 58 to 1389 code for a protein of 443 amino acids. NCBI's taxonomy places the organism in Eukaryota, Fungi, Mucoromycota, Umbelopsidomycetes, Umbelopsidales, Umbelopsidaceae. The record is from RefSeq and is a predicted model, not a curated record.
CUUCGCUCUUAUAACCCACCCUCCUCUUAACCUUUGACACACAAAGCGAAUUAAAACAUGUUGAUGGCUUUUCGUCUGCAUGUUAUUUUGGCUUUCAUCGGCUUCUUCGCUCUCGGUGUCUGUGCGCAAUUGUCAAGUACCUUUGCACAACCUAACGUCACACAAACCGUGGCACACCUAAAAGCAAGGCAAGCUUCUGAUGGAAACGGCCAUAAUAGAAACAAUGGUUCAUCCAGUUUAAUCAUCAGCAGCUCCCGUAGCUCUCAUAAGCGUUCGAGAACUGACACUUCUUUUCCCGACUCCAUAACAUCGUUUAUACCAACCUCCUCCUCCUCCUCCUUUUCCAUACCACUCUCAACCAGCUCUGAUUCAUCUUCUGACUCGGCAAUUUCUUCUCCUACAACCCAAGACUCUGCAUCGACUACUCCUACUGACCAGCCGAUCUCCACCACCCAAACCCAGAGAGGCGACUCUACCACCACUGAUGCACCAAGCUCGAGUGACUCUGCUUCAGUUACUCCUGAUCCUACUACACCUUCACCUGUGACAACUGAUCCGAUAUCGCCCACGACGCCAGACAUAUCUCCGUCGUCGUCAUCAUCAUCAUCAUCAUCUAUCUCUUCUCCUUCUUCUACUUCAGAAUCGUCGGCUUCAUCUAUUGCACAAAAUACUCAGACUUCCACCACAGAUUCGUCAUCAGCCGCGCUCACUUCAUCCAGUGAUACGCUUCUACCUACUAGCACUGAUGUUAUGACCAGUAGCGAUGCGACUUCCUCUGCAGUGCCUAGCGAAACAGCUUCCCAACAGCAAUCUGGUGACGCUACAAGCUCCGCUAACAAUACCGGAGCUAUUGUUGGUGGUGUAGUGGGCGGUGUAGCUGGUCUUAGUCUCAUAGCUGGGUUGAUAUGGUUUUGCAGGGUCCGUCGACGCAAGCAAGCAGAAAAAAAUAUGCCUUUCUAUGGGGACGACAUGGUCGAAAGCGACUUUAGAGAUCCUGAUCAAACAGCGCUUGGAGCUUCUCCGAUGAGACCGUUUGUACCACCUGCAGCUGUUAUGGAGGACGAACACCAUUCCGACCUUCAAUCUCAACCUUCCCAAGGAUACUACGAUUCAAUGUAUGCAGGUCAAUAUAUGAAUCAACCUCCUAGUGCUGGAUACGAAGACUAUAACCCAAGCUAUGGAACACCGACCGAAGCAAGCUCGGUUACUGCUCCUCAAUCUGACUACGUCGCUGCACUGAUGGCGCAAAGAGCACGAGCCAAUACAGAGUAUGGACAAUCAGAAGGCUAUGAUUUUGGCACAGAGAGAGAACAACUACCUUCUCCAACUGGAAUAAAACCUGAUACGCAAGACGAUAUUCACUACGGGAAGCCCGAUUCUCGAGAAUAGAUUUUUUGAAUAGCAGCCGGACGGACGGAAAAGCGGCGAAAACUAGACAGUGGCUCAAUGCCCAAAAAUAAUCUUCUGCCAAGCCGUCUUUUACCCUUUUU